GAGCCCGAGCCCGAGCCGGAGCCGCGGCGGCCGCGGAGCACCGGCGCCGGCGCAGUAUGAUGAAGCAGCCAGCGGAGCCGGGAGCCUGAGCCCUCGUGAAGCCGGCAAUGACAAGUCUGAAUGGUCGCCAUGCCGAGAAAACCAUUGACAUGCCAAAGCCAUCAGCCCCCAGAGUGCACGUGCAGAGGUCCGUGUCCCGAGACACUAUCGCCAUUCACUUCUCGGCAUCCGGGGAGGAGGAGGAGGAGGAAGAGGAGGAGUUCAGGGAGUACCUCGAGGAGGGGCUGGAUGACCAAAGCAUCGUAACGGGGCUCGAGGCCAAGGAAGACCUCUGUCUUGAACCCCAGGGGGGCUAUGACUCCACCGGCCCUGCUGCCCAGCCCAUCCUGGCAGGGGGACUGUCCGUGUCCCCUGCCAUUUUGCCCGUCUCCGAGAACACUGUAAAGCUGUUGGAGUCCCCUCCUCCGGCAGUGCAAGUAUUAAGUACAGUGCCAUUGGCUCUGUCCCCAGGGUCAUCUUCGUCCGGGCCCUUAGCUAGCUCUCCCAGCGUGUCGUCCCUUUCUGAGCAGAAAACCAGUUCUUCGUCCCCGUUGUCCUCUCCUUCCAAGUCUCCCAUCCUGUCCUCCAGUGCCUCAGCCUCCACCCUCUCCAGUGCAAAACCCUUCAUGAGCCUUGUGAAGUCCCUGUCGACCGAGGUGGAGCCAAAAGAACCCCCACACCCCUCGAGGCACAGGCACUUGAUGAAGACAUUAGUCAAGUCUCUGUCCACAGACACCUCCAGGCAGGAGUCAGAUACUGUGUCCUAUAAACCACCGGACUCCAAGCUCAAUUUACAGCUGUUCAAGCAGUUCACACAGCCACGAAACACAGGUGGAGACUCCAAAACUGCGCCUUCUUCCCCACUGACUUCUCCCUCCGAUACGCGCUCCUUUUUUAAAGUGCCCGAAAUGGAGGCUAAAAUCGAAGACACUAAGCGUCGCCUUUCAGAAGUCAUAUAUGAGCCUUUUCAGCUCCUUAGUAAAAUUAUAGGGGAAGAAAGUGGCAGCCAUAGGCCCAAAGCCUUAUCUUCAAGUGCUUCAGAACUCUCCAAUCUGUCCAGCUUGAACGGUCACUUGGAAAGCAAUAACAACUACAGCAUCAAGGAAGAGGAGUGUGACUCUGAGGGGGACGGCUACGGGAGUGACCCCAGCGUCCCCGGGGGUGACCCCCCCAGGUCCUCCGACGAGCCGCCCUCAAGAGAGGCGGAACCGAAGAGUUCCCAGGGCAGCGGUCUGAAGGACUUAGGCCUGAAGACGAGCUCGCUGGUUCUUGAGAAAUGUUCCUUGUCUGCCUUGGUGAGCAAAGAAGAUGAGGAGUUUUGCGAACUGUACACCGAGGACUUUGAUUUGGACGCGGAGGUGGAGAUCGCGCUGGACAAGCUCCCGGAUAUCCCUGUCAAGCCCGAGGUGCUGGCGGAUGACGGUCCGACUCUGGACAGUGAGGACGAGGCCCACUCGGCCGUGCAGCACCCGGAGCUGCCGGUGAAGACGCUGGGCUUCUUUAUCAUGUGUGUCUAUGGGUACCUCAUCCUCCCCCUUCCCCAUUAUGUGAGCGGACUCUUUCUGGGAAUUGGUCUUGGGUUCAUGACUGCGGUUUGCAUGAUCUGGUUUUUUACACCACCAAGUGCUCAUAAAUAUCACAGAUUACAUAAAAGCCUACAACACUGGAACACAAGAUCCCUGGAUAUCAAAGAACCAGAAAUACUAAAGGGAUGGAUGAAUGAGAUUCACAACUAUGAUCCAGAAACUUACCAUGCGACUUUGACCCAUUCAGUCUUUGUUCGACUUGAGGGUGAGACCUUAAGACUUUCAAAGCCCAAUAAAAAUAUAUCCAGGAGGGCAAGCUACAAUGAAACAAAGCCAGAGGUUACCUACAUCAGCCAGAAAAUCUACGACCUUUCAGACAGCAAGAUUUAUCUUGUACCUAAAAGUUUGGCUCGAAAACGAAUUUGGAAUAAAAAGUACCCCAUUUGUAUCGAGCUUGGUCGACAAGAUGACUUUAUGUCUAAGGCCCAGACUGAUAAAGAGACUUCCGAAGAAAAACCACCAGCCGAGAGAGAGCUGGGAGGUGAGGACCCUAAGAAGCCACCCCAUUCUCAGGAGGGAACAAGAUCUGGCCAGCGAGAUCAGAUACUGUAUCUCUUUGGGAGAACUGGCCGAGAGAAAGAGGAGUGGUUUAGGCGAUUUAUUCUGGCAUCUAAAUUGAAGUCGGAAAUCAAGAAGCCACCUGGAGUCUCUGGAAGUAAACCAGGGGUUUUGCCCUCAUACAGCAGACACAGCAGCCCCUCGGGGCACCUGAGCCAUAGCCGCAGCAGCAGCAAGGGCAGCGCCGACGAGCUUAUAUCCCAGCCGAAGCAGAAGGAGCUGGUGGGCAGUGUGCGGCAGAAGAUGCUUCUAGACUACAGCGUGUACAUGGCCAGGUGUGUCCCCCAGGAAAACCGAAGCCCCCAAAGGAGCCCCGUGCAGAGUGCGGAGAGCAGCCCCACAGCUGGGAAGAAGUUGCCAGAGGCCGCACCCUCGGAGGAGGAAGAACAGGAAGCCUGGGUGAACGCUUUGCUUGGAAGAAUGUUUUGGGAUUUCUUAGGAGAGAAAUACUGGUCUGAUCUGGUGUCUAAGAAAAUCCAAAUGAAACUCAGCAAAAUAAAGCUCCCCUACUUUAUGAAUGAACUAACUCUGACGGAACUUGACAUGGGGGUGGCUGUGCCAAAAAUCCUUCAGGCCUUCAAGCCUUAUGUUGAUCACCAAGGACUCUGGAUCGAUUUGGGAAUGUCCUACAAUGGGUCCUUUCUGAUGACUCUUGAGACCAAAAUGAAUUUGACCAAACUGGGGAAAGAGCCUCUUGUUGAAGCCCUGAAGGUUGGAGAAAUUGGCAAAGAAGGUUGCAGGCCCAGGGCGUACUGUCUGGCAGACAGCGACGAGGAGUCCUCCAGUGCUGGCUCCUCUGAUGAAGAUGAUGCUCCAGAGCCCAGCGCAGGAGACAAACCGCUUCUCCCAGGGGCUGAAGGGUAUGUUGGGGGUCACCGAACAAGCAAGAUUAUGAGGUUUGUUGAUAAAAUUACCAAGUCAAAAUAUUUCCAGAAAGCAACAGAGACAGAGUUCAUUAAAAAGAAGAUUGAAGAAGUCUCCAAUACCCCCCUGCUGCUCACUGUGGAAGUGCAAGAAUGUAGAGGAACCCUGGCGGUCAACAUUCCACCUCCCCCGACUGACCGAAUAUGGUAUGGUUUCCGGAAGCCACCAUACGUAGAGCUGAAAGCUCGGCCAAAACUUGGAGAGAGAGAAGUGACUCUCGUUCAUGUGACAGACUGGAUAGAGAAGAAACUGGAACAAGAGUUUCAGAAGGUUUUUGUCAUGCCAAACAUGGAUGAUGUCUAUAUCCCCAUAAUGCACUCAGCCAUGGACCCUCGCUCUGCUUCCUGCUUCCUCAAAGACCCACUUGUAGAGGCUGCUGACCAGCUGUGAUGGGUGAAGAUCCGACCUUCCCAGUAUUAGAUCGGGCUCAAGGUGCGGGGGUCCUGGCUGCCAUCACAGCCCCUGCCCUGCCUGCCGGUGCCCCUUCUGUUGUGCAGCAUCAUUCCACGUAUCCUGCCUGCUGCAAAGCUUUGACUCCGCAAAGGGACUAUGGAAGAAUCAUCGAGGUGACAGGUGACUCACACCACAGCCCCAGCGUUUGUGGCAGCGAGAGCGCCGUGAGAGCACAGCUUACAACUGGAGGGCCUUCCCCUUGCCUCGACUCCUACAAAGCUUUUCCUCAGGCAGCCAGCGCACAGUGGAAGGGUUUUGCACUUCUAGUCCGUAGGUGAUGCAGCCCUCCGCUCUUCCAGAGGUCCGUUCAGGAACGUGAGGGGGUGGGGAGUGGAACUUUGUGAACCAUUUCACUGGUGAUAAAGAGAUACGCAUAGCAGCCUACUGUUCCUAUUAAAUUGUGUUUGGGAAGCAAGUAGCCAUAGAACAUACACACACUAACAUCCUAUCAGCUGGGGUGGGGACUGCGGGAUUUCUGCGAGCAUCAGGCAAAGCCAUGAGAUCAAACCGUCCCAAGCCCUCUACCACUGAGGUACAAUCACCUGGUUUCUAACUAAUCCCAGAUGUUUUCCUGAGACAUAAGCAUAUGUGAAAAUGUCAAAUACUGCACAUAAGGAAUUGAGGUGGUGGGGGGCAGAAAGCCAGAGCCCCAUCUUUCUAUCUGGCACUUCCUAUGUGCUCCAUGCUUUCUUUCUACAGGCCAUCUAAAUGCUUUGUUAAAUCUACCUGGUUUGGGAGGUUUUGAGGUUAUGGGCAGUUUCCUCUUCUGAUGGCCAAAACGGAGAACUAUCACCUUUGAGAGUCAAGACCAAGUUUUGCUCAACAUUAAACACUAUGUUAUCUCAAAACUCACGUGAUCUUUCUUUAAUGUUGCCAACCUCAUUUUGUGCAUUUGUGUCAGAAUGUUUUGGUUUACAAGUUCGGGGCCUCCCUAGUUGUAUAACUUGCUUUGAGAAGUACACUUAAAACACAACUUUUUAUUGUUUAAAGUUGCAAUCGACAUCAGAACUUCCAUGGGUAACUUUUGAUAACAUCUGUGGACAAAGCUAACAGUGGUUUUUUAAACAGCACCUUGCCUGAACAUGACUUUCAAGAAAUUAAUAUAUUGAAAAAAUAUAUUUGAACCCUUGAUUACUUUAAUUGCACCAUUAAAACACUUGACUUCCAUUAUUUGAUCAUUCCAGUCGGUGUACUGUUCUAAUUUCUCAUUGUGUAGGCCGAUUUGCCUGUCAGUCCGCAUGUCUUGUUCACUGGUCUAUUAUAAUUUUUGUGCAAUAACUAAAGGCAAAGGACUAGAUGCACUACUGUGUAGAUUACACGAGCACCCUAUUGCACUUAAUCGAAUAGUAUGUGGGGAUUUACAAUCGCUUGCAUUGUUUCACAAAAUAAAUAUCUCAAUGUCAAAUACUA
Molecule: messenger RNA, 4970 nt
Organism: Hyaena hyaena (striped hyena)
Lineage: Eukaryota; Metazoa; Chordata; Mammalia; Carnivora; Hyaenidae
Gene: TEX2
Product: testis expressed 2
Exons: 12
Coding region: 108-3497 (1129 amino acids)
Cellular component (GO): endoplasmic reticulum
Molecular function (GO): lipid binding
Source: RefSeq, a predicted model, not a curated record